AUGAAGGUUUUACUGUAUUUACUUGCAAUAGUUAAAGUUUGUUCCUGUACAGGUGAUAAUGAACAGUCUAGUAAUCUUUGGAGAGGAAUUGCCUAUGAUGAUGGUCUUCGCUACGACGAUCAUCACGACCCAAUAGUGCGACCCUGUUCUCUUCACGACGUGGACUGCAUCAGGCGUUUCUUCGCCCAUAACUCCAAAUGCUCACCCGUCCACAAGCCAGGAUCUGACACUUACAGGAUCAAGACCUUACCCUUAUUCAUAGCUCACGUCAAUGUUUCUUUCACAUUGAGUUAUAUGGAGCUGAAAGGCUUGAAUAAUUAUACAAUUAACGAGUUUUAG
Messenger RNA from Helicoverpa zea (corn earworm), 339 nucleotides. RefSeq lists its product as uncharacterized. Lineage: Eukaryota; Metazoa; Arthropoda; Insecta; Lepidoptera; Noctuidae. Gene Ontology annotation, molecular function: structural molecule activity. Bases 1 to 339 code for a protein of 112 amino acids. The transcript is spliced from 2 exons. The record is from RefSeq and is a predicted model, not a curated record. Gene Ontology annotation, cellular component: extracellular region.